Suncus etruscus (white-toothed pygmy shrew) is the source of this 1314-nucleotide messenger RNA. It is a transcript of the gene ACP3, whose product is annotated as acid phosphatase 3. Gene Ontology annotation, cellular component: plasma membrane; lysosome. The record is from RefSeq and is a predicted model, not a curated record. Gene Ontology annotation, biological process: dephosphorylation; lysosome organization. Gene Ontology annotation, molecular function: acid phosphatase activity. NCBI's taxonomy places the organism in Eukaryota, Metazoa, Chordata, Mammalia, Eulipotyphla, Soricidae. Bases 1 to 1314 code for a protein of 437 amino acids. The transcript is spliced from 11 exons.
AUGUACAAGACAAGUGCCCUCCUUGAUGUAAUGUCUGGCCCUAACUUUCCUAUUGGUUUCUUGCAUUACCUGAAACCCAGGGCUGUGCUGAGGUUUAUAAAAGAAAUUAUAGAUGAUAAUGAGCAGAGGCAAGAACCACCUGUGAAACUGAUGCCUUUUCUGUCUGCAUCUUUCCAGGUGUUUCGGCAUGGAGACCGAAGCCCAAUUGAAACCUUUCCUGAUGAUCCCAUUCAGGAAUCCUCAUGGCCACAGGGGUUUGGCCAACUCACUCAGCUGGGCAUGGAACAACAAUAUGAACUUGGAACUUACCUAAGGAAGAGAUAUGCAGAUUUCUUAAAUGAUUCCUAUAAACAUGAGCAGGUUUAUGUUCGAAGCACAGACAUUGACCGGACUUUGAUGAGCGCAAUGACAAACCUUGCAGCCCUCUUCCCCCCAGAGGGAACCAGCAUCUGGAAUCCCAACCUGGCCUGGCAACCCAUCCCAGUGCACACGGUCCCUCGAUCUGAAGAUCAGUUGUUAUACAUGCCUUUCCGGAACUGCCCUCGAUUUGAAGAACUUGAGAAUGAAACUUUGAUCUCAGAAGAAUUUCAGAAAAGAGUGGAUCCUUAUAAGGAUUUCAUGGAAACCUUGCCCAAACUUUCAGGAUACCAGGGCCAGGAUCUUUUUGGAAUUUGGAGUAGAAUCUACGACCCCUUAUUUUGUGAGGGUGUUCACAAUUUCACAUUACCCUCUUGGGCCACUGAAGACACCGUGACCAAGUUGAAGGAAUUAUCAGAGUUGUCCCUCCUGUCUCUCUAUGGAGUUUACAAGCAGAAGGAAAAAUCUAGACUUCAGGGCGGUGUCCUGGUCAAAGAAAUCAUGAAUAAUUUGAUGAGUGCAACUCAGGCAAUGAACCGCCGGAAACUUGUCAUGUAUUCAGCUCACGACACUACUGUUAGUGGUCUACAGAUGGCGCUAGAUGUCUACAACGGAAUCCUUCCUCCCUAUGCUUCCUGUCACUUAGUGGAACUAUACAUGGACCAGGGGGAGUAUUACGUGGAAAUGUUCUACCGCAACGAGACCCAGCAUGAGCCGUACCCCCUCACCCUACCUGGCUGCACUCACAGCUGUCCUCUGAGCAAGUUUGCAGACCUGCUGGCACCUGUGAUCCCUGGAGAAUGGGCCUCUGAGUGUCUGACCACCAGCAGCCACCAAGCUCUCAGGAUUGUUCUUGCUGUUGCCUUUUGCCUGGUGUCUGGUGUCCUGAUGGUGCUAUUGUUUACCCUCAUCCGCUACGGGCCCUGCUGGCAAAGAGACCCCUACAGAAACAUCUGA